GGCUCAAAACCAGCAGCUCCCGGGGGAGCCAGGCAGAGGCUGGGGGCCAUGGCGGAGCUACAGCAGCUUCAGGAGUUGGACAUCCCCGCGGGCCGGGAGGCUCUGCUGGACAACCACAGCGCCCUGCUGCGUGUCGCCGAUUACUGCGAGGAGAACUAUGUGCAGGCCACGGACAAGCGGAAGGCGCUGGAGGAGACCAUGGCCUUCACCACCCAGGCUCUGGCCAGUGUGGCCUACCAGGUGGGCAACCUGGCAGGACACACUCUACGCAUGCUGGAACUGCAGGGGGUUGCCCUAAGGCAGGUGGAGGCCCGUGUCAGCACAGUAGGCCAGAUGGUGAAUAUGCACAUGGAGAAAGUGGCCCGCCGGGAGAUUGGCACCUUAGCUACUGUCCAGCAGCUGCCCCCUGGCCAGAAGGUCAUCGCCCCCGAGAGCCUCCCCCCGCUCACACCCUACUACAGAAGACCCCUCAACUUUGGCUGCCUGGAUGACAUUGGCCAUGGGAUCAAGGACCUGAGCACGCAGCUGUCCCGGACCGGAACCCUGUCUCGCAAAAGCAUCAAGGCCCCUGCCACACCGGCCUCUGCCACACUAGGGAGACCACCCCGGAUCCCAGAGCCGGUACAGCUCCCCACGGUGCCGGACGGCAAGCUCUCCGCCGCCUCAUCCGCCUCGUCCCUGGUUUCGGCAGGCAGCACCGAAGGGGUCUCCCCGAUGAACACACAGGAGGCGCCCCCACCCCCACCCCCACCUCUCCCGGGCGCCGCCGGCCCGCCUCCUCCUCCAGCACCCGCCGAAGUCUUCCUGCCUCCCCCUCCCCUGGAGGAGCUGUCUCUGCCCCCUCCGGCCGCAGAGCUGCCUCCUCCUCCACCCUUGGACGUGGAUGAGUUGGGGCUGCUGCCCCCGCCGCCACCGGGCUUUGGGCCAGAGGAGCCCAGCUGGGUCCCUGCAGACUACUUGGAGAAAGUGGUGACGCUGUAUCCCUACACCCGGCAGAAGGACAAUGAGCUGUCCUUCUCGGAGGGCACCAUCAUCUGCGUCACCCGUCGCUACUCCGACGGCUGGUGCGAGGGCGUCAGUUCCGAUGGCACGGGAUUCUUCCCCGGGAACUACGUGCAGCCCAGCUGUUGACGGAGCAAGCCUCUCCUGGCGUCCACCCGUGCCAGCCGGCGGCCAGCAGGAGCAGGCUCUGUCUGCCUCUAGGGCUGUAGGUGGCGGCAGUUCUGGGGAGAGUGGAGGUACCCAGAAGACUUGCUACAAAUCGGACAGAUUCGGAGACCACGACCCCCAUCCCAGCCGCAGGGAACCCUUCCCACAGGCAGGGCGGGGUCUCCAGCUACUGCAAGUGCCAACUCAGAAUAAAAUCGAGCCGCCCAGGACCGCCCCGCAGGGAUAGGGGCCAGAAGAGCAGGACAGACAGGGGUCAGUGAAGCCGCGGACUGCCCCUUCCCCCUCUGCACUGUGCUUGCAAUGUGUGUGACACCUUCAGUUACGGUCGCACCAGGGCACGGCGCCCCUCCUUCCCCGCCUCCGAUUGCGACGCGACAGUUCUGAGCCAAGCAUUCCCCUUCACCUGCUUUAUAGUUGUAACACCAGAGGGGCGGGGGACACGGGCUUCCCUGGCUCUGCUUAAAAACAUCAUGGCUUUCUGUUCCAUACGGGUGGCGGGGUGUGGGGAGUAGGGAAGGACGGCUUUGGUGUGGUGUCUGCGGAGGAAACAUGGGGUGCACGCAGCCACGCGGUCCCCGGCGGGCUGGACCUGAGUCGGGGGAUGGGCUACCGCGUACCCGCCUCUUGGCGGGGCGGACCCAGGGAGGAAAUGCAGCAGCGAAUACUUCAUCGCAGAGGGGACCACGGGGACCACGCAGCGGCAGGGACCUUCUCCACCGGGGUGUUAGGAUGUUUCUGCCCCUUGGAUAGACAAUGGGGCAGGGGGUCGUAAGGAGGCCGAGCAAGGAGUGUGUGUGGCUAGGGAGGGGAUGGUCACCUUCCACGCUGCGCGAAGGAUGGCACCAUUGUUAACCCAGGUGUUCGCAUCACCCCCGUGGCGCGCCAGCUGAACGGUUUGCGGUGCAGCUGGGAGGAGCUCACUGCAUAGAUGGGAAUAGCCAGGGAGGACCACCCCACAUCCCCGCAGGCCUCCCAGGAAAUGUCCCCCGCGUUCCGGGGCGCUCCCAGCCGGCGGCUGUCCUCAGCACGACUGGAGCACUUGCUGCAGGUGGAGGCGCACAUCGGCCGCUGUCUCCCAGGGCACAACGCUGGCGCGGAAGGAGCCGGCCUCGGCCUUCUGCGCCUCUUGGAUGAGGCGGUGCAUGGGGUAGCCUCGGCGUGGGAAGGCCACGUCGCCGCCCGCCAGCAGCCCCAUGGGGCAGAAGUCAUUGGCGCCAUCGCCCACGUAGAAGAGGCGCUCGAAGUGCACGCCGUCGCGGGCCCGCUCGCGCAGGUAGUCGCUGAGCACCUUGUGUUUGCACAUGUUGGAGGGGCAGCGCGCGCAGCUGUGUGAAUGGAAGGGCCGCAGCGCCAGCAGGCCGCGCGCAUCGGGCGCCGACGGGUUGCUGAGGAUGCGACGGAAGAGACCGUGGUGGCCGGCGGCGCGCAGCGCGCUCUCCACUCCGAAGGUGUUGGCGUCCGAGAUAAGAAUGACCUCAAAGCAGGUGCCCUGCUUGGCCACGAACUGCAGCAGGUCGCUCAUGCCCGGCGUCAGCGGGAUAGCCUCGUAGACAGCGCGCAGGUCCCGCGGCCGCACGCCCUGCUCACCCAGGUACUUGAACACGCGCUGCAUGUACUCGUUGUAGAAGCCCUCGCGGUAGGUGGCCCGCAGGCUGUCGGGCAGCCUCUGGCCCGGCGCCGCGCGCACGAUCGAGUCGUCGCUGUUUUCAUCCACGAUGGUCUCGUCGAAGUCGAAGGUCAGGAGGAAGCGCGGCGCACCCUGGGCAGCCAUCCCGCUGCGGUCCUGGGAGCAGGGGGUCGGGGAGCAGGAGGAGGAGGAGGAGGCAAGCGAGAGGGGGCGCGGCGGGAGCCGGCCAGGGAGAGGCUGGUUAGCAGGCCACGGCCAGAGGCGCUGGCACAUCCAAGACCUGAGGAAAACCCAUGGCUGGUUAAGCUGGGAAGCGUGCCCCGUGUGCUCGCCCCACCUCGCCCCCGCCACCACACCUGUCAGUGCACUGUGCGCCCCAAGACCAUUCUAACCCGCUGCUGCCAGAAGGGCUUCCUAGGUCACUCUCAGCCCGGAUUACUGGGCCUUAGCAAGGGUCAGCCCUGAGAUUAUUGGGGAAACUUAAGCUGCCCCCGGUAUCCUAUGGACAAGGAGUUUCCCACUCCCUGCCUCCCGCCCAAAGCCAAGAAAGCAAGCAGACCAUCCUCCUUCCCUCCCCCGCUCCUCUUUCAUGUCUUUGGGAAGCCUUGUGAAGCGUGUCAGAUGGUCUCAGGGAAGGCGUUGGGGCAGCAUCCGAAGCACAGGUACAAGGAGCAUCAGCUCCAGUAGGUGAUUCGGAUCCCCACCCGGAGAGUUCCUUGCCUUGGGGGUCUCUAGACCCUGAAGGCUCUCUGGGAGCUGCUUCCAGCCCUGGGGCAGGUGUUGGGGGGCGCUGCCUCAGUGUUCAGGGCCAGGAGGUGGGGCUAGCGUGCAGUCUCCCCAGGAGCUGUUAGGGCCCUAGGUGGCCAGCUGGCUCAUCCCUAGUCACUUGCCAGUUCCCCGGGAGGGACGUGUCAGCGGAUGGGGUCUCUGCCAGAAUCCGAAGCAAGCGGGCAGCAGGAGAAGCAGCGGGGCUAGGCGAGGUGGGAGCCAGGCCACGACACACCUGGUAGGGGGGCAGGUAAGGGGGAGAGCAAAGAGCAACAGAAGCUGAAAAAUGCAGAAGAGCAGAGCAGGUGAUGGGGCCAGGGGCCAGUGCAGAGGAAGUGGUGCUCAUGGAGCUGGGAGACAGACUGCUAGACAGGAAGAUGGGGGGAUGCUCCAGGAAGUGGGGACUUUGUACGAGGGUUGUGCUGAGCGGAGGGGUCAGGGCACAGAGAGGCAAGCAAACCCACAUGGCCAGAGCCCCUGCAACAUGACCCUGUCACCUUGGCCCUUCUCCCUCCCGGCCUCUCAACUCAGCUGCAAGGGGUAGGGGACCAAUUCCUCUUCUGGGUUCCCUUCCUGUCCUGCCUCCCUCCCACUGCCCUGAAACCCCUGGCAUGUGCAUGGCCUGGCACUGUUUGUAAAACAGAAGUCCUAGCUCUGUACUUCACAAGAUGGAUUAAAACAGAAAUGUCCCCCGAAA
Ochotona curzoniae (black-lipped pika) is the source of this 4262-nucleotide messenger RNA. It is a transcript of the gene ABI3, whose product is annotated as ABI family member 3. The transcript has 8 exons. Lineage: Eukaryota; Metazoa; Chordata; Mammalia; Lagomorpha; Ochotonidae. Gene Ontology annotation, cellular component: lamellipodium. The coding region runs from base 49 to 1131 and encodes 360 amino acids. Gene Ontology annotation, molecular function: SH3 domain binding. Gene Ontology annotation, biological process: regulation of cell migration. The record is from RefSeq and is a predicted model, not a curated record.